AGCGAGGGAGGAUGAUCGGAUCCAACUUUUACUGACAUGGUGCAGAAAGCUUUGUCACUUUAUACUACAGUUAUUGUGAAAAGUGAGUUUACAAUGAUAAAUGUGAAAUCUCCGAAAGUGUCAAUCUGUAUAGAUAAUCAACUACUCCAUUUCCAUUGGAGACAGAAGUGAAUACUGACUUAAUGCUUCAAUCAAGAAUUAUUCAUUACCAAGGAUUGUAAAGAUUUCAACUUUACAACUGUCAGUCAUGAGAUUUCAAUCAAUACUCAGGUCAAAGACUGCCUCACUAAUCCUGAUCAUCCAGACUGCCAGCAGGUAUCAACAAACACACCAAUGGACCAAACAGAGCUCCAAAAGGGAAACAACCUGCACAAUUUAAUUCGAUCAAGGUCCCGUCGCUGUCCCUACAACAGGCAAAACCGUGGGAUGUACCAAGGAUUUCCUAAUGGCAAAGGCACAUCAAUGCAUUACAGUUCUACACCACUGUCCAGUGGUUGGGAAUGGCUAUUUGGCAAAGUGUUUGACAAUGGGUUAGGGUCAAAAGGCAGUGGGCUUGGCCAGAAUGGAAAUGGUCAAGGCUCAAAUGGACAAAAUGGGAAUGGUCAAGGGAAUGGACAAGGUGGAAAUGGUCAAGGGUUAAAUAGCAAUAUGAAUGGACAAGGUGGAAAUGAUCAAGGGUUAAAUGCCAAUGGGAAUGGACAAGGUGGAAAUGGUCAAGGGUUAAAUGCCAAUGGGAACGGACAAAGUGGAAAUAGUCAAGGGUUAAAUAGCAAUGGGAAUGGACAAGGUGGAAAUGGUCAAGGGUUAAAUGGCAAUGGGAAUGGGCAAGGUGGAAAUGCUAAUAGUUAUGAUGAAGAUAAAGAUGAAGAUGAUGAGGAAAGUGAGGAAAAUGAGGAGGAUGAGAAUGUUCAAAAUGGAAAUGGCCAAGGAUCAAACAGUAUUGCAAAUGGCCAAGGGGGUAAUGGUCAAGAGUCAAACAAUAAUGCAAAUGGCCAAGGAAGUGAUAGUCAAGGGGGUAAUGCUCAAGGGGCUAAUGGACAAGGGUCAAACAACAAUGGAUUUAAUCAAUAUGAAAAUGGUCAAGGAUCAAAUGGAAAUGGAUAUGGCCAAGGUGGGAAUGGUCAAGGGUCAGACUUCAAUGAUUAUGUGCAAGGGGGAUAUGGUAAAGGAUCAAAUGGCAAUGGAUAUGGCCAAGGGGGGUACGGUCAAGGGUCAAAUGGCAAUGGAUAUGGCCAAGGGGGGUACGAUCAAGGGUCAAAUGGCAAUGGAUAUGGCCAAGGGGGGUACGGUCAAGGGUCAAAUAGCAAUGGAUAUGGCCAGGGCGGGAAUGGUCAAGGGUCAGACUUCAAUGGAUAUAUCCAAGGGGGAUAUGGUAAAGGAUCAAAUGGUAAUGGAUACAGCCAAAGGGGAUAUGGUCAAUGGCAUAACAAUAAUGGAUAUGACCAAGAAGGCUAUGGACAAGGGUCAAAUGGUAAGGGAUAUGACCAAUCGGGGUACAGUCAAGGUUCAAAUGGUAAUGGAUAUGACCAAGGAGGAUAUGGUCAAGGGUCAAAUGGUAUUGGAUUUGGCCAAGGGGGAAAUGGUCAAGGGUCAAAUAGUAAUGGAUAUGGACAGGGGUCAAAUGGGAAUGGGUAUUAUCAAGGGGGGAAAGGUCAAGGGUCAAAUGGUAAUGGGUAUGGCCAAGGAGGAUAUAGUCAAGGGUUAAAUGGCAAAGAGGAUAACCAAGCAGGAUAUGGUCAAGGGUCUAACUUCAAUGGGUAUGGCCAAGGGGGGUAUGGUCAAGGGUCAGAUGUCAAUGGGUAUGACCAGUUUGGGAAUAUUCAAGGAUCAAACUCCAAAGGGUAUGGCCAAAGUGGUAAUAGUCAAGGAUCAAACUCCAAUGGGUAUGGCCAAAGUGGUAAUGGUCAAGGUUUAAGCUCCAGUGGGUAUGGCCAAAGUGGUAAUGGUCAAGAAUCAAACUCCAAUGGGUAUGGCCAAAGUGGUAAUGGUCAAGGAUCAAGCUCCAAUGGGUACAGCCAAAGUGGUAAUGGUCAAGGUUUAAGCUCCAGUGGGUAUAGCCAAGAGGGUUAUGGUCAAGGAUCAAAUUCCAAUGGAUAUGAUCAAGGAGGGAAUAGCUUUGGAAUGAAUAAUAAUAUGAUUAAUGCACAUGGUAAUGCACAAGAGGGCAGCCCCAAUCCGGCUAUAGAGUUACUGAAAAGGCAUUAUAGGAAAAGGGAUACGUCUUCUGAUGCAGCGUAUAUUUCAGCCAUUAAAAAACUAUAUUCUCGGAGACUACAUCCAGUUUUCAGGUACAGCCUUAUACGCCAAAGAACUAAAAAACCAUGAAAUAAUCCUACCUUCCUUUUGACCAUCUCCCUAUUGAUAGGCAUCUGGGGUUUGCCUCUUACAGAUUUGUACAUUUUAUAUUAUUAUCUUCAUGUAAUUAAAUAGGAAAAUGACAACCCUGGAUGACUUAAGAGAAUCAAAGAUUCAGAUGUGUCAAAAUGUUGUGUGCACUUUGGAUGAAAGCAAAAUUCUGCUUCUGUUAUCCUACAAUAUGCAAUUUUUCUUGCAAAUUCUCUCAAGUUACAGGGAUCUCCUCUGGUAUCUCAGCUGGCAUAAAUGGGAAAGCUCUUCUAAAUCAAGGCACCAAUAUCAUUAGCCACAACUUCUAAACAUACCUUGCCUUCAACACUCACCAGGCACCGCCUGCUGAACGCACGAGUUCAUUCCCUGAAAUAAGCUCCCCCAGCAAAGUCAUCACAUUCUGAUCACAAGGUCCUGUACAGUGCACUGGCUUCUGAAUAGAAAUAGAAAACCCCACCCAUAAAAUUCUUCUCAGAACCAGUUAAACCCAAGUCUAUCUGCCUCCAAUGUUCACACUCAAUUGUGUAUUGCUGUUAAAAGUUUAAAUUAUUAUAAUAUGUGAAAACAUUAAUAUGGAAAACAAUUAAACAAGAAAACAAGAUAUUUGAGUGUAUUUAAUAAUAUCUUAAAACAUACCUUUUCUCCCAUAUCCUUCCUUCUCCAUCCCAAGUUUAUUUGGGAGUUCCCCAGUACAGUUGCUGGAAAACACUGCGUUCAGUCUCCAGUGUGGGAUCACACUGGCCCCGACAUCUGAGACUAGCUAGCUGUGUACGAAACUGGGAAUCCCAAACAACUUUGCAGUUAGAAAGGGAGUUGGCAGUUCAGUGUUUUUGAGGGCAAGAUUCAGGCCAGCUGUCUUCCUAUUACUAAUAUUUUUUUUACCAGAAACGGGUGUGCAGCCUACCUAGACUUGGAUCAGCAACACUGAUCAUUUUUGCUGAAUUCACCUGAACUAGUGCUCAAUUAGAUCUCAUUCAAUCUCAAGCAGGUGGAAGUCAUACUGUUGACAUCGGCCAUUUCUUGAAUUAGAUUAUGAGAACACUCAGUCCUCUUUUAUUGUCAUUUAGAAAUGCAUACAUGCAUUAAGAAAUGAUACAAUGUUUCUAUGGCGUGGUAUCACAGAAAACAAGACAGACCAAAGACUAACACUGACAGAACCAUAUAAUUAUAACAUAUAGUUACAGCAGUGCAAAGCAAUUCCAUAAUUUGAUGAACAGUCCAGAGGCACAGUAAAAAAAAGUCUCAAAGUCCUGAGUCGAUCGACUCCCAAGUCCCCGAUAGCAGGCGACAAAAGGGAGAAACUCCCUGCCAUAAACCUCCAGGCACUGUCAACUUGCUGAUACCUUGGAAGCAGCCGACCCUGAGUCCAUCUGUCCGAAAACUCUGAGCUUCCGAACAGCCUCUCCGAUACAGCCUCCCCAGCGCCAUCCUCUGCCGAGCGCCUUCAACCUCUCCCCGGCCGCUGAAACACACAAAGCCGAAGAUUUCGAGGCCUUCAGCUCCAGAAAUUCCGGUUACCACACAGUAGCAGCGGUAGCAAAGCAGACAUUUCAGAAGUUUUCCAGAUGUUCCGCUGUGCACUCAUGUCUGUCUCCAUCAAAUCAGAAUUGUGCACGGUCCCCUACUUGACAGAUAACAGCUAUUCAUCACUGGAGAGGCCGCGUGCGCUGUCGUCGCGUCGCCAUCUUCAGAACAUUAUGCUAAACUGGUUAGUUCUCCCUGCAACAAUUUGUCACACAUGCUCCAGGCACAGAACACAGCCACUUCAGUUAUCUGGGACAGGGGCUUGGGCAUAUUAGCAAGUUUCCCAAACUCAUAUUGGCAGCACCAAGCCAAUUACAUUCUUCAGCUUAUAAGUGUUUCUUGGUUCUUGCAAAUACCAACUUCUGCAUCAACAUGUUAUCUCAAUGUUAAGGACAAUGGACAGGUCAGAUUGUUUUUCUGCAAUACUUUUUCAAUGUGAAAUAGAUUUUAUAUAUAUAUUAUGAGGUGGUCACAGAUUAAAAUAGAUGGCUCAAAUAUGACCAGUGGUGGGCAUGAGGAGAUCCCAUUCAUUUGUAAUGUUUUAUUUUGUUUCCUUUUCAAAUCAAAAAUAUUGAUUUCCAUAUUUAGAAGUUACAACUAUAAUCUAGAAUGUACUGCCCAAGAGGUCAGUGUUAGCAAAUUCAAACAAAAGUUUUCAAAAGGUGCUUGGAUAAAUCUUUAAAUGGGAAAUGUUUUGUUGGGCUGAGGAACAAAGAGCAAGGGACUCUGACUAACUGGAGAGCUCAUUCAAAGAAUAAGAUGGCACAUGUGUGCUACCUCUUGUACUAUCCAUUGUAUGCUGGAAUCCGCAAUGUGGCUGAGUAGUGGGGCUGGAUCCAAGGUGCUCAGGUUGGCUGCCUGACCAGUUCUAUUUGUGAGGCUAAUGCACCAUCUGAUCACCUGCUCACUCUGUUCUUUUCUUCAUCUACAAUGUCAUUUCAUGAAUAGAAGGUGUCUGAUGAUUCCUUCUGAUUGUUCCCAGUUACUUUUAUGAAUACCAUAACUAUAAUUUCAAUGUAAUA
Messenger RNA from Mobula hypostoma (lesser devil ray), 4892 nucleotides. RefSeq lists its product as uncharacterized. The coding region runs from base 334 to 2325 and encodes 663 amino acids. The transcript is spliced from 4 exons. The record is from RefSeq and is a predicted model, not a curated record. Lineage: Eukaryota; Metazoa; Chordata; Chondrichthyes; Myliobatiformes; Myliobatidae.